AGGUUGACAAUAAAAUUUUCGUAAAAGUUUCAGCAACUCCUCACUAGUGGCGGAGUCAUUCAGUCACGGUCCCUGAAAUUUAUUACAUACACCGGAUAUUUACAGUUUACUACUUUGAUUUACUAUUCUUUUGGCUAUGAAUCAACAUGGACCUCAAAACAUUUAGUGGCGAUGAUUUUGAUCCUAAAAAAUGGAUCAACAGAGCCUGGAGCACAAGUGGUAAUCAGGAAAAGGAGGCAUUUGUGGCAAGCACUGUCGCAAGAUUGCAGCUGUAUAUGAAACAAUUGACUAAUUCCUUAGAUGAAACUACAACUCAGAUUGUGACCACUGUCCCCAAGGUACUGCAAGAUGCGUCGACGCUGCAGAUGGAAGGAGAGAUGCUGCAACAGAAGCUGUCGACACUGGAGAGGCAGGUGGAGGGUGUUGAGGAGCAGACAGGACAGUCCAUCAAGAGCCUGCAGAAGAUUGACCAGCUCAAGACGAGAUUAGAGAACGCGGCGUCGACGCUGCGCGAGGCGGACAAGUGGGCGGCGCUGGCGGCGGCACUGGACGAGGUGCUGGAGGCGGGAGUGCCCACAGCGCCCCACAAGCUAGCCGAGCUCGCCGACCAGGUCGCCGCCAUGACCGCCAGCCUUGAGGUGUUGAGCGACUCGCCGGACUACGACCUGAAGCGCGUGCAGCUUGAGACGCUGUACAACCGCCUGGAGGCCGCCGUCGCGCCGCCGCUGCUGCAGGCGCUCACUGACAUGGACGCUGAGCGCACGGGCGUGUACGUAGUGGUGCUGCGCGGCAUGGGGCGGGGGGCGGGGGCGAGCCGGCUAUGGGCGCGCGCGGCCGCCGCUCGCCGCGCCGCCGCCUGGGCGCGCGCCGACCCGCCGGACCUGCGCGCGCUUGCACGGACCGUCGCCGCAGACGCCGACAGACAGGUGGAGUGGCUGACGACGGUGGUGCGGUCGGAGACGCCGCUAGGGGACCUGGUGCGCCUCUACACCGACCUGCUGCUGUCGCUUGAGCCGUCACCCAUUAAGGUGGUAGUGGCGAACUACAAGCUGUGCCAGUCGCCGGAGGAGUGUCUGACGCAGCUGACGGACGUGCGUGCCGACAUCGACCACUUCGUCGCCGGCGUGCGCGCGCUCCUCGACGCGCCCAGACAGAACAAGGAGGUUGUGGGUGCGAGCACGCUGCGCGAGUUCGGACGCGCGGCGUACGGGCCGCUGCGCGCGCUGCUGCCGCGGUACACGGACGCGCAGUCGCAGCUGCUGCGGUCGCGCCUGCACAGCGCCCUUAGCGACCAAGAAGACCUGGCGGAGUACUCGCGCGCGGUGGUGACGGCGGUGGAACGCGCCGAGGGCUGGCUCAGCUCCGCCCACAGCUGCGGCCGUAAGAUCGCCGGCGCCGCGCUGUACCCGCACCACGCGCCCGCCCUACACGCCUUCGUGUCAAGCGCUGUGGACGUGAUAAACCAGCACACGCGGCGCAUCGAGGCCACGUUCCUGGCGGAGGCGUCCGCGGGAGGCGGGGGCGGCGUGCUGAGCGGCACCUUCCCCGCCGCGCUGCUGUUGGGCGGCGCCGCCGACGCGCUGCUCGACCUGCUGGCCAAGAGACAUGCUGCAGAGCAGGAUGAAGGUCCUCAAGACCCCCACCCGCUGGAGGACCUGGUGACCCUGCUGCUGGAGGCGGAGGGACGCUUGGCGCUCGCUAACCGCCCGCCGCCGCCCGCCUGCGCCGCGCUGCGUAAAUCCCGAGACACCCUAAAGAGCCUAGCCAGGACUAUACUGCGGAACCCUGUUGAUGUGCAGUUAGAGAAGAUCCCCUCGCUGUCGGUGUGGCACAACAACGACUCGCUGUCCACCGAUCUGCCGGACUUCGCGCUAUCGCCACAGGAGUAUAUUACUGAGAUUGGUCAAUACCUCAUGACUCUGCCGCAGCAUCUUGAGAUGCAUUUGUCGGACAAACAAGCGCCGUUGCAGUUUCUAUCCGAGGUUUGCACGCACACAUGCGAGGUGUACGCGCAGAAGAUACUGAACAUCCGCAACAUGGACGCGCUCGGCACCAAGCGCUGCCUCACCGACAUUGUGUACUUGUCAAGCGUGGUGGAGGAUCUCGGCGGUAGCAUGACGCCCGCGCUCAGGAACUUGGAGAGGUCCUUACGCGCUACCACGCCCAGUCAAACUGAAUAAAUAUUUAUUUAUUAUUU
Messenger RNA from Aricia agestis (brown argus), 2197 nucleotides. RefSeq names its product conserved oligomeric Golgi complex subunit 7 (gene Cog7). Gene Ontology annotation, cellular component: COG complex. Gene Ontology annotation, biological process: retrograde vesicle-mediated transport, Golgi to endoplasmic reticulum; intracellular protein transport; Golgi organization. The coding region runs from base 147 to 2180 and encodes 677 amino acids. The transcript has 17 exons. NCBI's taxonomy places the organism in Eukaryota, Metazoa, Arthropoda, Insecta, Lepidoptera, Lycaenidae. The record is from RefSeq and is a predicted model, not a curated record.